Molecule: messenger RNA, 994 nt
Organism: Rhagoletis pomonella (apple maggot)
Lineage: Eukaryota; Metazoa; Arthropoda; Insecta; Diptera; Tephritidae
Exons: 1
Coding region: 17-841 (274 amino acids)
Source: RefSeq, a predicted model, not a curated record
CCACAUAUCACCUAGUAUGUUGCUGGCACGCAAAUCGCUGCCACUGCCACUCACGUUGCCCGCGAAAUUUACAACGAAAGCAUGCGGACGACGUUACUUGCCACAUCACAGCACUUACUAUCGCCGCGGUUGCCCACUUUGUGGCAAGUUUCGUUACGACGCAGAUGAGGCGCUCACGCUGUCGGUAGAAAGUGGGCUGGACGUGCCCACAACCUCUACAACUUUACGAGCGGAACGGGUUGCCACAGAGAUCGCAGUAGCCGCAGAGGACGCUAUUUGUGUGGCAAGCAGCAGCAGCGAGCUGAGGUUGGCGAACAGAUGUCAGCAACUAACUGCGAUGGAUGAUAGGACAAAGGGUACCGGUGUGGGACGCCAAGGGGCAGCUGCCGAACCGGUAAUGGUUGAGGCAACAGACGAAUUGGAAAAGUGUGCGUGCACGGUUGACAUUUUGGAAUCGUCUUCAACUGUAAUAAUUGACAGUGAUGCCAACGGCAAUCACAACAGCAGCGAGGUAACAGCAAGCGCUAAUAACAACGCAGUGAACGCAGUGUCAAAGGAAAUGAUGAUCGAUCAGAAUGCAAAUGGGCAGACAAUUACGGAUGAGGUCUCUACUGAUGUUAUUGCUGCCAGCAGACCAAAGGAUGCAUCAAUUAAUGAGUUUGUAACAUCCUACAGCCAUACGAUGGAGGCUGUUGCCUCAAAUAUGCCCGAAGACACUACUUUGGACGCAAUUAAUGCCAAUAGUGGUAUAAUACGUGUCGACAUGAGCAAAAUCAUCGAUCAGACAGGCUUACCCACCUAUGAAGCAGCCGCAAAGUUGGAGUCAAGUGGAUAUGUUUAAAAGUCGGCUGAGCUUUUCGUUUCAAAGCCAAAUGUGCUUUAUUAGUUUUAGCUGGAAAUUUAGUAGUCACUAAAAGUGCAUAAUAUUUACUAUUUAUCACACACUGUACCAAAAAUAUGUACUAUGUAAAUGAAAUAAAGCAAAGAAAUGUGA